CCAGCGGUAUCGGCUGGAACAUAGCAAGAGCUUAAAUUUGUUGUGAGGAACUGCUGCUGCACGUGCUUCAAUCAAUUUCUGCGGAUUUGACAUUUAACAAUAACCAAAAAAAAACCAAUUGCAAAUUUACGGUUUUUAUUUCAUUCGAGUGCUCUUUGAUACAAAAAUGAAAACGAAAAUGUCAUUGGCUCAUAAGCUCAAAUCUACAGCUUUCGUGACUACAUGUUCAAUCGGCGCAUUUUUUGGAAUAGGUAUUUACCGUAAUGAAGACCAAUUUUAUGACAAAUUCCUUAUGCCAAUCGUUCAUAUGUGUCCACCUGAACUGUCUCAUCGUCUUGCCGUGCUCGGCUUCAAAUACAAAUUAUUUCCAAAGCAACAAAAAAUAGAUUCAGAACGUUUGAGAACCAAACUGUUCGACUUCACAAUGGAAAAUCCGUUAGGCCUUGCAGCGGGUUUUGAUAAGCAUGGGGAGUCAAUGGAUGGGUUAAGUCGAAUUGGUUUUGGGUUCAUCGAAAUUGGCUCCAUUACACCAGAACCACAGCCCGGCAAUGAAAAACCGCGCGUAUUUCGAUUGAUUGACGACAAAGCGAUUAUUAAUAGAUAUGGUUUUAAUAGUGACGGUCACGCGAAUGUUUUCGAACGGCUAUCAAAAUUUAGGAAAGAUGAUUCGAAUAUUAUUAUUGGCGUCAAUUUGGGAAAAAACAAAGCAACAGAAGUUGCAUACGAAGAUUAUAUCAAAGGAAUAAAUAAGUUCGCUUCAGUUGCAAGUUAUUUUGUAAUCAAUAUUAGUAGUCCAAAUACGGCCGGCCUUCGAAGUUUGCAGCAAGCAGAUCAUUUGAAACUAUUAUUGAGCAAAGUCAUCCAUACCAGAAAUAAGUUGGAACAAGGCAAACGGCCCCCAAUAUUUUUGAAGAUUUCACCAGAUUUAUCACACAAUGACGUGUGUGAUAUCAUAUCGGUAAUUUCAGAAAAAGAGUGUCGUGUUGAUGGACUUAUUGUUUCAAACACAACUAUUGAGAGAAACGAAUGUCUAAAGAGUCAAGAGAAAAUUGAAGUUGGGGGUCUCAGUGGUGCUCCAUUGAAAAAUCAGUCCACAAGGCUAAUAGCGAAAAUAUAUAUUAUGACCGAGGGUCUCAUUCCAAUUAUCGGUGUUGGAGGUAUUUUUAACGGUCAGGACGCAUUCGAAAAAAUCACGGCUGGGGCUUCUGCCCUCCAACUUUACACAUCUCUUAUUUUCCAUGGACCCCCAAUUGUUCAGAAAAUCAAAAAAGAGCUAGAUGAAUUGCUUGAAGCAAACGGCUUAGAAAACGUUGAAAAAGCACGCGGCAUUCAAGCACACAUAUUGGCAGGAGAAAAAUGAUAUAUUUUUAUAUAAACAUAAUUUUUUUUGAAUAAUAAAAAGAUAAUAAACAUGUUUUUGUUCA
This is a messenger RNA of Sitodiplosis mosellana (orange wheat blossom midge), 1424 nucleotides long. RefSeq names its product dihydroorotate dehydrogenase (quinone), mitochondrial (gene Dhod). Bases 167 to 1360 code for a protein of 397 amino acids. Gene Ontology annotation, biological process: pyrimidine ribonucleotide biosynthetic process; 'de novo' pyrimidine nucleobase biosynthetic process. Gene Ontology annotation, molecular function: dihydroorotate dehydrogenase activity. The record is from RefSeq and is a predicted model, not a curated record. NCBI's taxonomy places the organism in Eukaryota, Metazoa, Arthropoda, Insecta, Diptera, Cecidomyiidae. Gene Ontology annotation, cellular component: mitochondrial inner membrane; cytoplasm. The transcript has 6 exons.